AUGAAUGUAUUCAAUACUAAAGAUGUUUAUAUUAAUAUAGCUAAGAUUUUAGCUUCCCUUUCACAUCCUAAUGUUAUUAGAUUAUAUGAUUGGUGGAUUGAAAUGUUAAAUUUCUAACCUUAUUUAUUUAUGCAGAUUGAAUAUUGCAUAUAUCCUAGAUAUAUAUCCUAAGCUAAAAAUUUAUUAAGUUAUUCUUAUUUUUAUAUGAAUCCUAUGCCACAUAAAUAAAAAUAGAAACAUAUUCAAGAUAUUAUUUUAUAAAUAAUUUAAGCUUUGGAAUUUCUAAAAUUAAGAAAGAUUCAUCUAAUUGACUUAAAACCUGAAAAUAUCAUGGUGACUAUAACAGUCACUGGUGAUUUAUAAGUAAUCAUUAUUAUUUCAUUAUAGAUUGUACUUGCAGACUUUAAUCCUUAAAUAAAUAAUUAAUAAUAAUAAUGUUAUUUAGAUUAUACAUUUUAAUCUAUAGGCACAUUAAUUUUGAAUUUAAUCUUAACAUUUCCUGGAGAUGCUACUUUAAGAAAUAAUUAUAUAACUAAAUUUUUGAAUUGUAAAUUUGAAGAAUCAUUAACACUUUUAGAUUCUUGGGCAUAAAAAGUUAAAAAUAGAAAUCGUGAAUUUUCAUUUCAACUUUAUAAAAAUUUGCUUUUAUUGGUUAAAUCCAUCAUUACAGAAUCACAUUUUCAUGAUUUCCAUGAAUUGAAAAAGUCUAUUUAAAAAAUCUAUUGA
Messenger RNA from Paramecium pentaurelia, 726 nucleotides. The record is from the annotation of a GenBank genome assembly. Lineage: Eukaryota; Ciliophora; Oligohymenophorea; Peniculida; Parameciidae.